UCAUCACGCGCUAGUUGACGCCCACGAACUAUUCUGUCAGUGCGUAGUCGGCCAUAGCGAUUGCGACGAGGACACGCACCGCUUUUGACUGGGUAAGCAAAUCAAAAUCAAACAUCUAGUCUACAUUUCUCCCUCCAUCUAUAUUUGCCCUCUCGGCUAAAUCUCCACCUCCGCAAGACACCUCACCAAACGCAGAAACUGAUUCUAUAUAGGAUUAGCAAGUAUAUACAUCGUUUUCACCGGCGCGUGUUCUUCACCUUCCAAAUGGGUCAGUCAGCUUCCACCGUUAAUUCUUAUACUAAUCGGAUUUCAUCUCCGGCGAUUUUUUCUUCCGAAUCUCAAUCCCUUGAGCGCGCAGAUGAUGUAACUGCUGAUGUUGAUUAUACGGAUUAUAUUCCUGACGAGUGUUUGGCGUACAUUUUCCAAUUCCUCUCUAGCGGGGACCGGAAAAGGUGCUCCUUGGUUUGCCGGCGGUGGUUAGUCGUUGACGGUUGUAGCCGCCAACGGCUUUCUCUACACGCGAAAGUGGAGAUUUUUUCUUAUGUUCCUUCUCUGUUCACGCGAUUCGACUCGGUCACCAAACUCGCUUUGCGGUGUGACCGCAAAUCCAUGAGCUUAAACGAUGAUGCUUUUGUCAUGAUCUCCGUCCGUUGUCAGAAUCUCGAGCGGCUCAAGCUCCGUGGCUGCCGCGAAAUCACCGAUGAUGGUAUGGUUGCAUUUGCUAAAAAUAGCAAGAACUUGAGAAAGCUAUCGUGCGGCUCGUGCGCCUUCGGCGCCAAAGGCAUCAACGCGGUGUUGGAUCACUGCAAGGCGCUGGAGGAGCUUUCCAUUAAGCGUCUCCGUGGAAUCCACGACGGAGCCAAUACGAUCAGAUGCGGAGCCGCUGCUUCAUCUUUGAAAUCAAUUUGCUUGAAGGAGCUAGUCAACGGUCAGUCUUUUGAACAGCUUGUGAUCGGAGCUAAGAAUCUAAAAACCCUAAAAAUUAUUCGGUGUUUGGGUGAUUGGGAUAACGUUCUUCAGAUUAUUGGAAACGGGAACAGUCUCUUGAUUGAUGUUCAUCUUGAAAGGAUUCAAGUGAGUGAUAUUGGUCUUGCAGCGAUCUCGAAAUGGGUAAAUAUGGAGAUUCUGCGCAUUGUGAAAACCCCAGAGUGUUCAAAUUUAGGGCUUGUUUGUGUGGCAGAGAAUUGCAAGCAACUAAGGAAGCUUCACAUAGAUGGAUGGAGGACUAACAGAAUCGGAGAUGAGGGUUUAAUUGCGGUAGCCAAACAAUGUCCGAAUCUGAAAGAGCUGGUUUUGAUUGGGGUUAAUGCAACACAUGUGAGCUUGGCAGCUAUUGCUGAUAAUUGCCAAAAACUGGAAAGAUUAGCACUUUGUGGGAGUGGAAGCAUUGGGGAUCAUGAGAUUGCUUGCAUUGCAGCAAAAUGCAUGGGAUUGAAAAAGCUGUGUAUAAAAGGAUGUGCUAUUUCAGACAUUGCAAUCCAAGCUCUUGCUUAUGGGUGUCCCAAUUUGGUUAAGAUCAAGGUGAAGCAAUGCAGAGGAGUGACCAGUGAAGUUGUGGAAUGUUUGCAGCAGCUAAAAGCCUCACUAGUUGUGAAUUUUGAUGUUGCUAGUGACAAUGAAGGUUUUGAUGUUAGCUUGAGUGAUGGUGGGGUUCAAGAAAGUGGCUUAGAGUUUGCUGUGAUGGGUGGUCAAGUGGUUGUUGCAGAUGGCCAUGGUUCAUCGAAUGCUCAUGGGAGAUUGGCGUUGCUUAGAGCCAAGCUUGGGCUUUUUGCAAGUAGGAAUCUGGUGGGUUGUGCAUUUAGCAGAUUGUCAAACCACUGAAGAUGGUUAGUUCAAAUGACAACUUGUGAAUGUUUUUUAUAAGAUUGACAUUUUCAUGGGAUGAUGUUCUUCCCAGUUUUUCGUAUUGUUCAUUGAUUUUUAUUCAGAAAUUGCAAUGAAGUGGAAACAAGAAUUAUUACA
Manihot esculenta (cassava) is the source of this 1962-nucleotide messenger RNA. RefSeq names its product F-box protein SKIP2. Gene Ontology annotation, cellular component: SCF ubiquitin ligase complex. The transcript has a single exon. The coding region runs from base 265 to 1821 and encodes 518 amino acids. The record is from RefSeq and is a predicted model, not a curated record. Gene Ontology annotation, biological process: SCF-dependent proteasomal ubiquitin-dependent protein catabolic process. Gene Ontology annotation, molecular function: protein binding. NCBI's taxonomy places the organism in Eukaryota, Viridiplantae, Streptophyta, Magnoliopsida, Malpighiales, Euphorbiaceae.